AUGAAACACUACUCGAGUGGCCCCACGACAGUCAAUGACUACUUUAUGAUGUACCUGGCCAAAUGGAAACGCGCCGCUGUUGUCUUGCUCUUCGUUUGGAUCGUCGUCACCUACCUGGUUAUAUCUCCACUCAGAUGCAAUGGAAACCAAGAUGAGGCAUCAGAAUUCCAAGAGAGGUUAAAAAAGGUGUCGUCACAACUGGAGACGUUGAGGCAACAACAUAGUAAUCUCAUAUCACAAAUAAAGAAGUCCUCUAGCCUCAAUGGUAACCUAAAGGACAUAGACACAGGGUCCCUGUUCCUAGACGGGGUUCAGGGACCCACAGAAGAUUAUGAGAAUCUCAGAAGGAGGAUAUACUCCAAUACUAAGGAGCUAUGGUACUAUGUACACCACGAGCUCACUAAGGUGAUACAAGAAGAUAAUAAAGCUGAGAAGAUACAGACAAUAUUGGACCAAAUUGGUGAAAGGAAAAGGUCGCUGCUCUCGGACCAGCAAUCGUUACCAGAGCUGGACGGGUACAAUGAGUGGAGGCAGGCGGAGGCAGCCAACGUCAGCGACCUGGUGCAAAGGCGGCUCCAUUACCUACAGAACCCGCCUGACUGCAAGGAUGCUAGAAAACUUAUAUGUAACUUGAAUAAGGGUUGCGGCUUCGGUUGCCAGUUACAUCACAUAGUAUACUGCCUCAUUUUCGCGUAUGCAACGGAACGCACCCUCAUACUCAAUUCGAAAGGAUGGAGGUACAACAACAAGGGCUGGGAGUAUGUCUUCAUGCCCAUAUCUGACACCUGCACCAGCGCAUACGAUGACAAAGUUGUUAUGUGGCCAGAAAUGGAUAAAAAAUACUCGGGUGAAGUAACGUAUGAUGCCAAGGUGUUAGCUCUGACGUUUAUAGACUCGAUAUCCCAGAAGCCCAAGUUCUUACCGCUCGCUAUUCCUAAGGAUUUGGCGCAUAGGAUAACGAGAUUUAACGGUGAUCCAUCGUCAUGGUGGAUAGGUCAGAUGCUGAAAUACAUUCUGAAGCCUCGGCAGGCGAUGCAGAAAGCCAUCAAUGACACUAUAGCUAAGAUGAACUUCAAGAAACCUAUCGUUGGAGUCCACAUAAGGAGGACAGACAAGGUGGGCACGGAGGCGGCCUUCCACCACAUCCACGAGUACAUGGUGCAUGUCAAGGACUACUACGACCAGCUCGAGCUCACCCGCCCUGUCGACGUCAGGCGAGUCUACCUGGCUACUGAUGAUGCUAACGUAUUGGAAGAUGCCCGCAGCAAGUACCCGUCGUACGAGUUCCUGGGCGACGCGUCGAUCGCCAAGACGGCGGCGACCCACCGGCGCUACACGCCGCUGUCGCUGACGGGGCUGCUCGUCGACCUGCACCUGCUCGCGCUCUGCGACUACCUCGUCUGCACCUUCAGUAGCCAGGUCGGCAGAGUAGCAUACGAGAUGAUGCAGACGAACCGCGUGGACGCGUCAGACAGCUUCUUCUCCCUCGACGACAUCUACUACUUCGGCGGACAGAACGCACACGAUAGAGUCGCUGUCAUGCCCAAUGAUGGCGCCUAUCAGGAUAUAUCCUUCCAGGUUGGCGAUUUAAUAGGCAUCGCGGGCAACCACUGGAACGGUUACGGUCGAGGCACUAACAAACGAACAAACAUGAACGGACUGAUACCCUGGUACAAGACUGCGGACCAUUUGGUCCUAUACCCAUUCCCGGAGUACAAACAGGUGCCGCUGUACACAGAUACGCGACAGAAAGACUUAUAA
Messenger RNA from Spodoptera littoralis (African cotton leafworm), 1761 nucleotides. NCBI's taxonomy places the organism in Eukaryota, Metazoa, Arthropoda, Insecta, Lepidoptera, Noctuidae. The record is from the annotation of a GenBank genome assembly.